AGAAGAGGUGCAGUCGGCACUGAAAUGGCCCUUGGUUGGCUUGUGUUUCUUCUGUUAGUGAGCGGCAACGUCGUACUUGGAAACUCACUCAACUACAGUAUAUUGCAAAGAUGCAUGAAGGACGUCAACACAUUCCUUUGGGAAUUAAACCAGGACAAGCCAAAGGAAUAUGCUGCUCUCAUGUAUGACUCCUUUGGAAAGAUGGGCAGCAGUGUUAAAGACGGUAACGUGAACCAGCCUGGUUCGCCGCAGCAGUGUCGCUCUGCCAUCGGCCCCAGCUUCUCUACACACUACUGCCAGGUGUUCCUGAAGCAGGGAGCAACACAGUAUUUUGUGGGCAUUUGUGUUCCUGACUCAUGUGGGGAAGACGAUGUGAAGCAGCUGGUGCAUUGUGACAGACUUCAGCUUAACCAGAAGUCCCUCCUUAGUCCAUUACCUCCAAUCCUGACCAAUCAGUCUUCUUGGGAGCUAAUCAUGACUCACUGUAUGGCUGACGCAGUCUCUCUUGAUGCAUCAGACAUCACCUGCAUGUGUGUGUGUUGUGUAAUGUUAGCCAUUCCUCUGGUGGCCACCCUGUUCACAACCUUAAGAAGAUCAGAGCAGAGCAGCACCAUCAAUCCCACAAUUGAGUUUUCCCAUUUAAACGUUUAUGGUAGCCUGAAAACCAAUGGCUUGUCCAGCAAUGAAAUGAAUGGGAGCACAUUAGAGGAAAAAGGCAGAAUCGGCCCUGCUGGACAGUGUCUUUCUCGACGCUGUGUUUCCAGCUGCUUUCAAGCAUUCUCCCUGCAGACAACAAGCAAGGGGGUCCUCAGCACAGCCUCCUCUGCCCCAUGUGAAAACUACACCUCUCUGAACGGCAUUCGCGUCCUCAGCUUGCUGUGGAUUAUAUGUGGCCAUUCUGCACAGUUCCCAGUUAUUAACAACCUAGAUAACUACAAAACAUGGAGGAAAGCAGUCGAAAGCAGCCCAGUAUAUGUGCUCACCAUCAGCGGGCCUGUUUUUCUCGCCGUUGACACCUUCUUACUGCUGGGGGGUUUGCUCAGUGCCAGGUCUUUGCUGAGCUCAAUCGACAAGGCAGAAGACAAUUUAAGUCUCGGUCUGGUUGCCAACUAUCUCUUCAAGAGGAUUAAAAGGAUUCAGCCUCUGCAUCUGUUCACAGUGUGUCUCACCAUCAGCGUCAUCUCUUUGGUGCGGUGGGGACCCUACUGGUUCCCAUUUGUUGAAAUGUUGACGGACUGCAAGGCGUACUGGUGGGCUAACUUACUGCUGGUUAGCAAUCUCCUGCCAGUCCAUGAGAUUUGUAUUCCCUGGACGUGGUACUUGUCUCUGGACUUCCAGUGUUACGCCACAACCCCCCUGCUGGUCUAUAUUUACAGGCUUAAAAGGAGUGUGUUUGCUGUUGUGGUAGGAGGCAUUUUGGUGAGCACGACUGUGGCCAGUGCUGCUAUAACUGCAUGUCUGCACCUUCCAGUCUUUCAGCCAUCCACAAUAACAUCAGACAACUAUGUUUUGCAUUACUAUGUGAAACCCUACACAAGAUAUGGACCGUUUCUAAUAGGGAUCCUAGCAGGAAUAUACCUGACAACAAAGAAAGAUCAACUAUUAAAGGAAAGGUGGCAAGCAGCGCUUGGUUGGUUGUGCUGUUGUUCUGUGAUGGUUUUGCUGAUUGGACUGGCCUACUUCCUGAAAGACACCCCACCUUAUCCCUCUGCGGCUCAUGCUCUAUAUCAGGGGUUGCACAGACCAGUCUGGGCCCUGACUGUGAGUUGGAUCAUACUGGCAUGUGAGGAGGGCUAUGGAGGUUUUAUCAAGACAUUCUUGUCCUUUGGUUUCUGGGUUCCACUUUCCAACAUUAGCUUUGCCUGCUAUCUGAUCCAUCCCAUCUUCAUCAUCCUCUACAAUGGCAUGCAAGAGACGCCGAUCCACUACACAGACAUCAACUUUAUGUACCUGUUCCUCGGCCAUCUGAUGCUAACUCUGGCAGCUGGCUGUGCUCUCACUGUGUUGGUUGAGAAACCCUACCUCUUCCUGAAACCCAAAUGCAUCUAGAGAAUCUGCCUUGUAUUGUACAGCACCUUUCAACAUAUGUAUAUCGGUAUCCCUAGUAAAGAGUUGGCCGUAGCGAAAUAAUUACGGACAAUUUGAGAUUAGUAGAUGUUUUCUUAUUGUUACUUAGUUUCUUACAGAGAUCAAAAUAUAUCUGCCUUUUUUCUUUGGUUUUUGCAUUUUCUUGUUUUUCACAUUUUGAAGAGUGUCUAAGAGAAGCGGUCGCCCUUAUAUUUACACAGCAGCUAAACAAAACUUCACUGACUAAAUGUUCCUCAACAUUCAACGUAGGUUGUAUGCUGAAAAUCCUUCAGUUGCAUUUAUGUUCUAGGUAUUGUUAGAUGUGCUGGUUGUCGUGGUACAGACUCUUUUAGAAAAAGAAAGCAAUUAAAGCCAUAGAGAGAGAGAGAGAGAGAGAGAGAGAGAGAGAGAGAGAGAGAGAGAGAGAGAGAGAGAGAGAGAGAGAGAAAGGAAACCUCAUGGAAGCCUGUCUGUUUUUCUGACAUAUAUGGAGAUAUGGGUAAUUAAUAUCAGUUUGCACAAUACUGAAUAAUUCAAAUUGAAAACUAAAGUAACCUUUUAAGAUUUUCAGCAAAGUAAAAGAAAUAAAUAUAUUUCAUCAAAUCUGUUUAGUGAAUUUUUUUCCUUUCUUUCAAUUUUGUUUUGUACUUUUUACAGCAUUUAUUUUUGUCAUUUUCUUUUUUUCUAGAAUUAUACCUCUUCGGAUGUGAUCAAGUUGGAGUAGCUCUGUAUUGUUGUUUUUUCUAAAAUAGUUUAUUCCUCCUCUUUCUUGUUGAAACAUGAUGUUUCUCUUUAUUCUCUCUGGUUUUGGAUGCUGUGCAGCUGGAAGUAUCUCUGCUCUUAGUUUUUUUUUUUUUUUUACUUUGGAACAGCUGCUGCAAUGCGUAAUUGUGUCAAUAAGACUGAGAGGAACUGAUUAGCAUCUCAGAAGCUCAAAUAAAAUCUGAACACCUACCAAAAAUCCCAGAGGAGUUAAAAAUUAAGUGGAUUAGCUGAGGUUGUCAACACCCGAUGGUGUCAUCCAGGACAUGUUACUGCGAAAUAUCGUCACCGCUGCCUGUAAACUGAGCUGUUAGCAUAUCAUGAUAACGAUAAUGGUUGUCUGUCAGAGUUCUCUCAGAUCCUUGGGUGAAAUUAGUUUCUUUUCUUUCUCAUUGUCUUUCCAUUAACAUUUACUCUGGGCAAUCAAGAUUGAUGGAAAUGACCAUUUCGUAAAAGCUCAUAAACUCACAGAAGUGUUUAUCAGCCAGCAAUGAUUACAUUAUUUCUUUCUCCCCAAACCUCACAGGAUUUCCUGUUAGAGUUUUAUAGAAUUUAUUUUAAAAUAAUGACCAUACUUCCAAUACCACCUAACUAAUUUGGUUGCUUUUUCUGUCUGACUCACUUCUUAUGUCAGCAAUUUCUUUUACGUCCCUCAAAUGUCCAAGAAUACAAAUGACUUCACUGCAUUUCUUCUAUAAGUAGUUCACGGCCAUUUACCAGACAGUGACUCAACUGAAGAGAGAAUCACAAAGAGUUUUAGUUGCCAGUGACAUCAAGCACAUAGCCCCGUUUACAGCCUUCUCGGUUACAGUGGAUGUGGAGCAGGAGCUUUGUUGUGCAUUGCAUUGAGCUGACACAAUCUCAGUGAGCAACCUCACAGAAAAGCUGAGGCUACUACUGCUGCUUGGUUUUUUUUUUCCAUCUGUUGUUUUCCAUCGUGACGAACCAAGCGUUCUGAAAUAAAACACUGAUCAGA
Poecilia reticulata (guppy) is the source of this 3805-nucleotide messenger RNA. It is a transcript of the gene oacyl, whose product is annotated as O-acyltransferase like. Gene Ontology annotation, molecular function: acyltransferase activity, transferring groups other than amino-acyl groups. The record is from RefSeq and is a predicted model, not a curated record. NCBI's taxonomy places the organism in Eukaryota, Metazoa, Chordata, Actinopteri, Cyprinodontiformes, Poeciliidae.